AUGAAUAAUGGACAAUAUCGAUCAAUAGUUCAACCAUAUUUAUCAUUACCAAAUAAUUCUGAUGAAUAUACACAAAAACUUUAUGCAAGUUUAAGUGAAAUAAAAGAAAAAUUGAAUACCGAUGAAAUACAAAUGAUUUUUGUUGCUCAUCGAUAUGGACAAACAGGUAGAAUACCAUGGGAUAUGAUGCCAAAAAAAGAAAAAUUUCUUUUCGUAUUAAAUAUUAUAAUACGAAUUUUUGCUUUUAUUUUAUCAUUAUACAUAUUUAUUAUAACACUUGAUUUAAUGACAUCAGCAUUUACAUUAUUAAGUCGAUCGGCUUUUGGACAAAUAUUUAAAAGUCGCAUAUUUCUAAAAAAUCCUAUUAUCAGUCUUAUGAUUGGAAUUAUUAUUACAACUAUUUUACAAAGUUCAUCAACUGUUACAUCAAUUAUUGUGUCACUGGUUGGUAGUGGAAUUGUCACAGAUAUUCGUUCAGUUAUACCAAUGAUUAUGGGAACAUCUAUAACAAAUACAUUAGUUGCAUUUAGUCAAAUAGGAAAUCGAAAUGAAUUUUCUCGUAGUUUUUCAUCAGGUGUUCUUAUGGAUGUAUUCAAUUAUUUAACAACACUUAUUCUUUUACCAAUGGAAAUUUUAAUUGAUCGAAUAACGCCAAGUUCCGAUAUUUUUCAUCGUGGUGGUUAUUUAGCUCGUGUUAGUGGUGCUAUUGCUAUAACAAUAUCUGAAAAAGAAAGAAUUAAUAUUCAAUUACUUAAAAGUCUUACAAAACCAUUAACAAAAUUAAUAAUACAAAUUGAUGAAAAUGUUCUAUUAAGUAAUGAAACAAAUCAGACAAUUGGGAAAAUCUAUUGUACUCCACAGUUAAUAAAAUGUAAAUAUUUAUUUCGAUCAAUGAUUGAAAAAUUCAAUGAUUAUACUGUUGGAAUCAUUUUAUUUAUUUGUUCAUUAAUAAUUCUUACUGGAAUACUUUUAUUGAUGGUUAGAUUAUUAAAAUCAAUGAUUAUUGGUGUUAUUGAUGAUACAUUAAAAAAAAUUCUUCAUAUCCAAUCUUAUGGUUGGAAAGAAUAUUUACUUGGAUACAUUUUUAUUAUUAUAGGAAUUUUUGGAGCAAUACUUGUUCAAAGUAGUAGUGUUUUUUGUUCAAUAUUAACACCACUUGUUGGUCUUCAAGUUCUCUCUCUUGAACGUAAUUAUGAGUUAACAAUUGGUGCUAAUAUUGGUACAACAAUAACAGCAUUUCUUGCUUCUCUAACUCAAACUGGUUUAUUCUUUCGUCAAUCUAUUCAAAUAGCAUUAAUUCAUUUUUUAUUUAAUCUAUCUGGUUGUAUAUUAUGGUAUAUCUUUCCUUAUUUCCGUCGUAUUCCAAUAUAUUUAAGUUAUCAAAUAGGUCAUAUUGUAUCAAAAUAUCGUUGGUUUGCUUUAAUCUAUCUAAUAAUAAAUUUUUUUCUUUUUCCAUUAAUUAUUUUAUUUCUUGCUUUAAUUCAUUGGUUAGUUGCAAUUCUAUUUCUCUUAUGUCUAUUUCUUUUAAUUAUUUUUAUUUUAAUUAUUAAUUAUUUUCAAAAAACGAAUCCAAAUAAAUUACCAUCAAUACUUCAAUCAUGGUCAUUUCUUCCACGUUCAUUACGUUCAUUUUCAUAUUGGGAUCAUCGAUUAGAAAUGCUCCUCAAAUUCAUUUGUUGUCAACGAUAUUUUAAAUUAAUUUAUCCAUCUGAGAAUACUGAUAAACCAUUGAAAGAACAAUAUAUAUCAAUGAAAGAUCAAUAUUUAAUAGCAUUAGAUCAUCGUUAUUUAGUUCAUACACAUCAAUUAAAUCAAUUAUUUGAAAAACAUUAUGCUCCAAUGAUUACAAAUUAUGUACAAGAAUUAUAUCGUAGUAUAACUGGAAAACCAACACAAGGUCAACGAGCAUUAUCAAAUCUUAUACAAAUAAAUUCAACAAAUAUUCAGCAUGAAGAAGAAGAAUUAAUAGAUCGAAUAAUUUUAUUUGAUCGUGAUAAAAAGAAAGAAAUAUUAGUAAAUGAACAGAAAAGUUCUUUAUCUUUUUAG
This is a messenger RNA of Adineta steineri, 2046 nucleotides long. Lineage: Eukaryota; Metazoa; Rotifera; Eurotatoria; Adinetida; Adinetidae. The record is from the annotation of a GenBank genome assembly.